GUGCUUACAGUGUGCCGUAAAACCGACAUAAGUAUAUGGUGCUAUGAAAAUGUUCAUACAUAUUCAUUUAGUUAAAAGCUUGUGUUACAGUACCGUGCCAUGCACGGUUCUAUGACCGUACUUAAUAACAUUGUUGCUCAGUGCCUGGUCAGUGUUAUCUGUUUUUACAUACAACUUUUAAUUCUUUUAUUGGCCAUACUGACUGGAGUGCACAAAAGAUUUUACGUAGUGCCCAUGUUUGGCGGUUACUUCGUUUGUUUAUUGUUUCUGUGCUCAUGCGACAAUGCACUAAGUCGCUAAAUAAUAUUUCUAUAUACAAAGUUGUAUUGUACAAUAUAAUAGCACGUGCUAUUCUGAUGUGUGAGUGUGUUACAAGUUUUUAACUUUUUUAUACUAAUUGCAUUAUUAGCAACGUCAACGGUUCAACACGCGUGUUCGCAAAUUUCAUUAAAUCAAAAUGCCCUGGUUUGUUGUUACAUUUAACGUGACAAAUGAAGUGCAACAUGUUCCUCACACGUGGCUGUCAAAUAAUGUUUGUUGGUUUCCAUUCAUCCAGAGUGAUAACAAAAAAAUUUACUUUACAGUAUCUCAAGUUGCUAACAUGAUUAAAAAGUGCACAGUACCUAACAAAAAUGAUGGGAAAAAUUAUGAUGUCGUAAUAAGAGCCGGACCAUUUAAUAAAGAGAGUUAUGCCAAGAAGGUAUCUAAAGCAUGGUCAGGGCCAGAUGAUUCUUCGUCUGAUAGCAAUGUUGGUUUAUCUCCUGAAAAGCCAUCAUCUCCUAAAAAGAGGAAAAUGAUGCCUUAUUUUUCUAGUGUACAAGAAAAAGAGUUAAUUGUAAACCUACCUGAGGCACCUACAACACCUAUUAGAAAGACAUCGUCUACUAAAAAUAGCAUACCUGUUUCCUUGGAUUUGAUCUCACCUAUUAUCUUAAAAGAUAUAAGUACUAAUUCUACAGUAAGUUCCUCCGACAUUAGACCCUCAAAUAAUUCUACUGUUGAUGUUUGUGCCCAAUCAACUCCAAAUUCAUCCAAUAACUUAAUAAUUAAAGACAAGAUAAAUACAGACUGUAGUACUGCAUCUUGCUUAUAUGAUCCUGGGAAUUUUAAUGUAGUAACAACUAUUAAUGAAGUUGGUGUGGAAACAAAUAAUUCCUGUGUGUCAGUCAUGACUGAUUCUAAGAAAAUUGAAAAAAAUAGUGAUGUGCCAAUUGAAUUUGAUAUUAAUAAUAUGGAUGAAAAAAUUAGCUCUAAUAAUAGCGUUAGAAAAGGCAAGUUACUUUCUAUAUUUAUGUAA
Messenger RNA from Acyrthosiphon pisum (pea aphid), 1297 nucleotides. RefSeq lists its product as uncharacterized. The transcript has 7 exons. Lineage: Eukaryota; Metazoa; Arthropoda; Insecta; Hemiptera; Aphididae. The coding region runs from base 458 to 1297 and encodes 279 amino acids. The record is from RefSeq and is a predicted model, not a curated record.